GGUCGGUGAUUGGCCGAGGCCGCCUCCAGCCCCCACCCACGUCCCCUCCCCAGCUCCCGGCUUCCGACUCCAGCGCCCCGCGCGCCAAGGCGGCGAUCGAGCGAGCGCGCGUGCAGCCGCCGCCGCCCCGAGCACCAGCAGCUCCCGCGCCGCGGCGAGACCGAGGAGAGACGGACCGACCGACGGACCCUCGCAGCCGCAGCAUCCCGGAGGAGUGCUAUUGAACACCUACAGUGGGCCAGGUGGAAUCAUAGGACAUGGGGGCUAAGAAGAACCUUCGACAGCAUUUCAUCAUUUCACAGAGGAGGAACCUCCAGGGCAGUUUAACUUCCAAUGAGCUAUUUCAGUGCAGAGAAAUGACAGGAACAUGCUUGCCAAUUCAGGCAGCGUGAGGAUUCUCAUCAAGGGAGGCAAGGUGGUGAACGAUGACUGCACCCACGAGGCUGAUGUCUACAUUGAGAAUGGCAUCAUCCAGCAGGUGGGCCGUGAGCUCAUGAUCCCCGGAGGGGCCAAGGUGAUCGAUGCCACUGGGAAGCUGGUGAUCCCUGGAGGCAUUGACACCAGCACCCACUUCCAUCAGACCUUCAUGAACGCUACGUGUGUGGAUGACUUCUACCACGGGACCAAGGCGGCACUGGUUGGAGGCACUACCAUGGUCAUCGGCCAUGUCCUGCCCGAUAAGGAGACCUCCCUCGUGGACGCCUACGAGAAGUGCCGGGGUCUGGCCGACCCGAAGGUCUGCUGUGACUACGCCCUGCACGUGGGGAUCACCUGGUGGGCACCCAAGGUGAAAGCAGAAAUGGAGACACUAGUGAGGGAGAAGGGUGUCAACUCGUUCCAGAUGUUCAUGACCUACAAAGACUUGUAUAUGCUUCGGGACAGUGAGCUGUAUCAGGUGUUGCAUGCGUGCAAGGACAUUGGAGCCAUCCCCCGAGUCCACGCUGAGAAUGGGGAGCUCGUGGCUGAGGGUGCCAAGGAGGCGCUAGAUUUGGGUAUCACAGGCCCAGAAGGAAUCGAGAUCAGCCGCCCAGAGGAGCUGGAAGCUGAAGCCACUCACCGAGUUAUCACCAUUGCAAACAGGACUCACUGCCCGAUCUACCUGGUCAACGUGUCCAGCAUCUCGGCCGGUGACGUUAUCGCAGCUGCUAAGAUGCAAGGGAAGGUUGUGCUGGCUGAGACCACCACGGCGCAUGCCACGCUCACUGGCUUGCACUACUACCACCAGGACUGGUCCCACGCAGCCGCUUACGUCACGGUGCCUCCCCUGAGACUGGACACCAACACAUCCACCUACCUCAUGAGCCUGCUGGCCAAUGAUACUCUGAACAUUGUGGCAUCAGAUCACCGGCCUUUCACUACGAAGCAGAAAGCUAUGGGCAAGGAGGACUUCACCAAGAUCCCGCACGGAGUGAGUGGCGUACAGGACCGCAUGAGUGUCAUCUGGGAGAGAGGAGUGGUUGGAGGAAAGAUGGAUGAGAACCGUUUUGUGGCCGUUACCAGUUCCAACGCAGCAAAGAUUCUCAACCUGUAUCCCCGCAAGGGCCGCAUCAUCCCUGGAGCCGAUGCCGACGUGGUGGUGUGGGAUCCAGAAGCCACAAAGACCAUCUCAGCCAGCACCCAGGUACAGGGAGGAGACUUCAACCUGUACGAGAACAUGCGCUGCCAUGGCGUCCCGCUGGUCACCAUCAGCCGGGGGCGAGUCGUGUACGAGAACGGUGUCUUCAUGUGUGCUGAGGGCACUGGCAAGUUCUAUCCCCUGAGGUCCUUCCCAGACACUGUCUAUAAGAAGCUAGUCCAGAGAGAAAAGACCUUAAAGGUUAAGGGAGUGGACCGUACUCCCUACCUGGGGGAUGUAGCCAUCGUCGUGCAUCCUGGGAAAAAAGAGAUGGGAACGCCGCUCGCAGACACCCCCACCCGGCCCGUGACCCGACACGGGGGCAUGAGGGACCUUCAUGAGUCCAGCUUCAGCCUCUCCGGUUCUCAAAUCGAUGACCACGUUCCAAAGCGAGCCUCGGCUCGGAUCCUCGCUCCCCCCGGAGGCAGGUCAAGCGGCAUUUGGUAAAGGCACUGACCAGCCCCCUAAGUGAGGACGCACCGCCGCCACCAGCCCACACACCCUCCGGCCAUGGCUGCAGGGGGCGGGAGAGGCUGGGCUGGGCGGCACUCCACCUGAGGGGGCCAUGGGACCCCGGGGGGCCCUCCCCAUGUCUGACACGUGAUUCACUGUGCUUAGAGCCAACCCUAACAGGCACUUUGAGAUGUGUUCCUCCCGCUGCAGUCCUUUCCUGCCUUGGCCUUGGCAGGCUGUUGGGGCCCAGGAAACCCACACUAUGCACAGAGCCCAAUGCAUAGAGCCCGGCCCAGCCCCUCCCCUCACACCCACCUCCACGUGCUGGGCUCCGAAAGCCCAGCCUGUAGUGCCCUGCCCCCUGGCUGCUCCACCAGCUGUCCGGAGCACUUUCGCAGACGUGUGUUGGAGGAAAAGGACCCCCUCCCCCAGGGAGGCCCUGUGGUCCCUUUUCCCAAGUCAGACAGGCGUUGGCUCCCCAGCCAUGCCCAGGGCGUCCCGUUUCUCCUGACUCGACGCUGGCUCCUGGGUGGGUGGGGUGGGGACACUCUGCACCCUUUGCCGGCUUCUUCCUCCUCCCACCCCCCCCAGCUCUGGGAGUCAUAGGCCCCACGGGGCUCGCUGGGCGGGGCGCGGGGCUGGUGCCAGGCGCGUGUACAUGAUUUUGUUUUGCACGUUUGGUUUGCGCAGUGGUUUGGUUUGACUUGUUCGUGCAUCCUGUGAAAAAUAACGGAGCUUCGUGUCACUAGCAUAGCAUAGAAACAGGAGUAGAUGUGGACCUUAAGAGACGCUGCACUCGUCGCCAACCAGACAGCCUGGGGCACAGACCAGGAACGGGCUGAGGAGCUGGACUCACAGGCCCUUCUCCUCCCCACCUGGAGUCUUCCAGGCUGCCAUGGCCCUGUCCCAGGCCCUCCUCCCGUCCCCUCCCCUCCUGGGGUAGUUUCCUACAUUCUGAGGGGAUGCCCAGUACGCCAGCCCUGGGUCCUCCGGGAAGCAGAACCGCCCUUCCCACCUCGGGCUCCGGGCACUCCCAGCACUGACACCCCCAAACACCUGGCUUCCUGUAAACUCCCCUGGCUGGACAGAGGCCCAGCCGCUCCUCCCGUGUGAUUGGCAAGAGGCCUCAUGCCUGCUAAGAGAGGGGGAGCUGGACUCUGGAGGGAGCAGGAUAGAGGCCAGGGAAGGAGGCCAGGCCAGUAGGACCAGGCCGAAGAACCCACAUUGCUGCCCGGGUGCUAUGGCCUCCUGGGGUCAGCACCUCCCCUUCCCCUGCUCGUAGCCUCCGUCUCCUCCCUCAUCCAGUUGGGCUUUCCCUGCCUCCGAAGUGCUGCGAGGUUUCCAAGGAAACGCUAGAGGCUGGGUGAUCUCCAUCCACCCUGAGUGAGCCGGGAAGCAACCAGGCGCCUGCCCGUCUUAAGCCUUGCCCUCCAGCCGGGGAAGUGAUUUCAUGUUGCACAUUGGCUUUGUGCACCCCAGGCUUGCCCUGGGGCUCUUGGGCUAGUGGUCCUACCCUGCACAUUUCUUCCGUGCUUCACAUGCUUUCAAAGCACUUCCAUAUACGAGCUCUCCAUUGCUCCCCAUGACAGCAAAGCACGUGUUAUUCUCCCCAUUUCACAGAUGAGGCCCAGAAAGUUUAGGCCUUCUGACCCCACGAGUGUCCAUGACGGUCUUUAAGAGCUUGGCUGUCUACCCCAGCUGUGGAAAGGAAGAGUGGGUGACGUCCCUUGUAGAUCCCACCUGAGAAUUUAACCAUCCAGA
Ailuropoda melanoleuca (giant panda) is the source of this 3829-nucleotide messenger RNA. RefSeq names its product dihydropyrimidinase like 5 (gene DPYSL5). Gene Ontology annotation, molecular function: hydrolase activity, acting on carbon-nitrogen (but not peptide) bonds, in cyclic amides. Bases 368 to 2062 code for a protein of 564 amino acids. The transcript has 14 exons. The record is from RefSeq and is a predicted model, not a curated record. Gene Ontology annotation, cellular component: cytoplasm; cytosol. Lineage: Eukaryota; Metazoa; Chordata; Mammalia; Carnivora; Ursidae.